Molecule: messenger RNA, 3550 nt
Organism: Lycium ferocissimum
Lineage: Eukaryota; Viridiplantae; Streptophyta; Magnoliopsida; Solanales; Solanaceae
Exons: 8
Coding region: 457-2619 (720 amino acids)
Molecular function (GO): protein binding
Source: RefSeq, a predicted model, not a curated record
GACCACACAACACAACACAGGGAAAGAGGACCAGACCCCCUAAUACGAGUACUUACUACUCUCCAAAUCUCGUUUCCCGGGCCAUCUCUAAUCACCAAUAUCAAGAAUAUAUUUCUUUCUUUUUCCUUUUGUUUUACCUUAUGCUAAAAAAUGUUUCCUAAUUUUAGAUCCUUCUUCUUCCAUUAAUUACACCUUCCAUCUAUCUCAGUUUAUUUUUAUUUUUAAUGGUCAUCAGUCCUUUCUUUCUUCUUUGCUUAGAGGGAAGAAAGGAGUGUGUUGUGUUGUCUCUCUCGCUCUCUCUCUGUUAUUACAUUUCUUUUUUCCCAUCCAUUCAAUUUCAUUGAAACAAGCCUGACCCAUGUUUUAUCAAGGAUGGAUUAUUUAACACAUUUCCUAAGGCUUAAAAAGAUGAUUUCUUGAUGUGGGGUUUCAUGGGUUGAACUACUCAAGGUAUCAAUGGGUGGCUUCAGUGAUGAUGAAGAAGGAGAAGGCGAAUGUCGAUUUUUUGAUGCCCCGGAUACCAUUUCCCAGGUUUCUGAUUCGGAUUCAGGUUGUAACUGCAACCCGAUUCCCGAAAUUGACAAUGGUAUUAGCUAUGAUGAGUGGAUUAAAACUCCCACAAGUGUUGUUGAAAGGCGUAGGCAAUUCCGUUGUUGGUUGGGAUUAAGUGUAGAUGGAAUGUCUGGAGAAGAUGAUCCAGUAGAUAUAUGUGCAAGUUCUGAUUUAUCUAAUGGAGAGAUUGAAAGAAUUACGGAGAGUAGUGGAGCCGUAUUACGGACUUCAGUUUUUAAGGACGAAUUUUGUUCUUACCAGUCUUCUAUGCCUGGUUUGUGUGGGGAAACUGUGGAUUCAUCAAAUGAGAAUUUCUUAUGUAGAAGUGGCAAUGCUGAGGCAGAGAAUGAUUGCCAGCAAAGUAAUAACAGAGUUGUUAGAUUGGAACGACUGCUAAUGUCUCGUGAGCUUGAGAAAUCAAACUCUCCAUGUGUGUCCCCCCUGAUUGGGAAACUUCGACAUGGAGAAUUGGAUAAAAAUGGAGAAAGUCCGAAGAAACUGAAUGGAGUUAAGAGUCGGUUAUUAAGCAGGCUACGUUCAUUUACGUGCGUAGCAAAUGGUGAAGGGGGAUGUCAUGAUUCGACGGACAACAGUCCCAACCUUGUUCAGAGGUCUAGAGUUCGGAGGGUUAAAGUUCGCCAUUGUAAGAAACGGUUGAAGGAACUCUCUGCUCUUUUCAUGGGGCAGGAUAUCCAGGCUCACGAGGGUUCGAUUUUAUCUAUGAAAUUCAGUUUUGAUGGGCAGUACCUAGCUAGUGCUGGUGAAGAUAAGAUUGUGCGGGUGUGGCAAGUGGUUGAAGAUGAGAGAUCCAAUGAAUUUGAUAUUCCAGAGUUGGAUCCUUCAUGUAUGUAUUUCACGGUGAACCAUCUUUCUCAACUGGCUCCUCUGGCGACAGAGAAAGAGAGAGAUAGUAGUAAGUUGAAGGGCCUUAAGAAAACAACAGAUUCUGCCUGUGUCAUUUUCCCACCAAAGGUCUUCCGAAUUCUGGAAAAACCACUGCAUGUGUUCGAAGGGCAUACUGGGGAGAUAUUGGAUCUCUCAUGGUCAAAGAAUAAUCAGUGUUUGCUCUCAUCAUCAACAGACAAAACUGUUCGUCUGUGGCAAGUUGGAAAUGAUCUGUGCCUCAGGGUUUUUUCACAUAGUAAUUAUGUGACUUGUAUACAAUUUAACCCAGUGAAUGAUGAAUACUUCAUCAGUGGAUCAAUAGAUGGGAAAGUUCGAAUUUGGGCCGUUAACAGCGGUCAAGUAAUGGAUUGGACAGAUAUCAGAGACAUAGUGACUGCUGUUUCCUAUCGUCCUGAUGGAAAGGGUGGGAUUAUUGGCUGUAUGGCAGGCAGUUGCCGUUUUUUCAGUUUAGAAGGUCAUGAAAUCCAAUUAGAGGAGCAGAUGUGCUUGGCCACUAAAAAGAAGUCAAUUUGCAAAAGGAUUACUGGCUUUCAGUUUCUUCCACAAGAUCCAUCUAAAGUAAUGAUUACUUGUGCUGACUCUCAUGUCAGAAUCCUAGAUGGCAUCAAUGUUAUCGGCAAGUACAAAGGCCAGCGAACUGCAGGAAACCAUCUCACUGCCACUUUCACUUCUGAUGGAAAGCAUAUUAUCUCUGCCUCUGAAGAUUCUAAUGUCUAUGUAUGGAACUGCGACAUUCCCAAAGAUUAUGUAUCUCAACCUAAAGUGGUGAGGUCAUCUGAGUUCUGCUCCAGUGAUUCCUCCAUUGCAAUACCUUGGUCUGGCUUGAAAACUGUAAAUCCAGAUAAUGGACGGCAUUCUGGAGGACUUAUUCAAAGUUCAAAUAACACAUUACCCUUCAUUACCUCUCCUUAUCUUUCCUUGGGUAGUGAGUUGUUCCUUGAGGCAAUUCCAAAGGGAUCAGCAACUUGGCCUGAAGAGAAGCUUCCCAUGUCAAGUCCUCGGUCUGUGUCUUCUGGGAUGUGCAAAUCUGAAUACAAGUUUCUGAAAAGUUCUUGCCAGAGUUCAUCCAAUUCUCAUGCAUGGGGUUUAGUCAUUGUUACUGCUGGCUACGAUGGGCGAAUAAGGUCAUUUCAUAAUUAUGGAUUGCCUUUGCCACUUUGAGGAGUAGUACUAUACUGGGGUUUUCUGGAACUGGAAGUUAUCUCAUCUUUCGGAACCUCCUGUUGGAUAAUUUAUGUUGUGACCGCCCUGCUUGAGAACACCACUUUCUUUUUCAUCCGGUCUUGCAGGGAAGGAUCCAACUCUUGAUGUUGCAAAUGAAGUUUUAUUGGAGAUGGAUAUCUGCUGCUAAUGGUGAGAUAUAUACUUGCACAAGUAGAGAUCGUUUUAUAAAUGUAUCCUGUGUGGCUGCGAGACCUUAUAGAGCCACUUUCGUUUGUUCGACUGGGAAUAAGCUGCCGAAAUUUUCUUCGAGCAGAUAUGGUUUGUUGGCUGGUCAGAAUGAUUGAACUGUUUCAUCUGCCAUUUGGUUCAUUGAAGACGGGAUUGACCACAUGACACUAGUGAGAAGGCUACUUGGGCAGCUUCUUCGUGCAUUGGUUUAGCUGCUGAAUUGUACAUGAAUCUGAGUUGCUACAAUUGUGAUAAUUCUUCCAGGAAAGUGCUCUACCUCUUUUUGGAAUAGCAGGCUCUUUUCUGGUUAAAGUGGCAACUACAGGGGUAUGCAAGGUGUCAUGGGGAUUACACUAACAAAUAGAUGUCAUUUCCAACUUAUAGCUUUAAAAGAUAGAUUUAGUAGUUCUUUAUCAAAAAAAAAAAGAGAUAGAUAUAGUAGUUUCAAUCUCAAAGAAGAAGAAGAUAGAUUUAGUAGUGACACGAUGUUGAUGAUGAUUCAACGCGUAUGAAAUAUGACACAUCACGUCAAUUGUUAGUUCUGUAUAGUAGUAAUUAGGUAGUGUAUAUGCUUUGUAUAUGCAUGGGGGCUAAGGGAUCUCUUACGAAGUAAAAAUAACACCAACUGAGCUUUGUGUUGAGGUUCAUCAAUUUUUGUAUCCCACUAUUCUCAUUGAAAUUCUUGAAAUUUAAAUUUGUU